Messenger RNA from Dentiscutata heterogama, 159 nucleotides. The record is from the annotation of a GenBank genome assembly. NCBI's taxonomy places the organism in Eukaryota, Fungi, Glomeromycota, Glomeromycetes, Diversisporales, Gigasporaceae.
AGUGAAAAUUUUAUCAUUUUCCAUAUUGCUAUUACUAUAUUUCGUAUCGUCACUGUCACUGCAUUUGUUUUUACUGAUGCAAAAGCUAUCCAAGUUCUUUACAUACCAAGUAUUCAACCUAGUUCUAGCACUUUCAAUAUUAUUUACGGAGAGGGAUAA